UCACAUGACCACUGUGUGAUGUCAUUAAGGUCCCUUAUCUGGGUAGGAAGGAGUAUCCAGCAAGGAGAAAAGUAAGGACGAGGUCACAUGUCACAGAUGGCCCAGAGGUUAGUUUUAAAACGUUUCCUUUCCUUGCCUGGAAGACGUCUAACCAGUCAAGUACAAUCUUUCUCCAGCGUAUCUGUAAAAUGCACACGAACCCAUGUUCCACGUUUCCCCCCUUCCCGGUCUACUGAAUUUACCACUGCUCGUCAGAUUUAUACUUCGUCCCCAUGCAGAGUAACGUUCAGUGUUCAGAAUAAAGAUGACUUUCAGGAACGGGUUAUUGAAAGUGAGGUUCCAGUGGUGGUGGAUUUCCAUGCUCAGUGGUGUGGUCCUUGUAAGCUAUUGGCUCCUCGAUUAGAGAAAGCAGUUGCCAAGCACCAGGGAAAGGUGUUAAUGGCAAAGGUGGAUAUAGAUGAUAAUACAGACCUUGCUCUUGAGUAUGAGGUCAGCGCUGUGCCAACAGUUCUUGCCAUGAAGAAUGGCAGUGUUGUGGAUCAGUUUGUGGGAGUCAAAGAUGAAGAUCAGGUUGAAGCGUUUCUCAAUAAGCUUAUUGGGCCAUGUCCUUCGUAAAAAGUGUGAAGUCGAAAACCCUCGAAUAACUGUGAUCCAAAAAUCCAGGGACAGCACCAACUUUAAUGUGACAUAAUGCUCCUCUUAGUCUCUUUGCCCUAUGUUCUUGUAUUCACUGUACUAUGUCCAUUUUGAAUUUGAUUUCUAGAGAGAAUUAAGUUAAUGCUGUAAAAUAAAAUGUAUAGUACAUUAUUACUC
Molecule: messenger RNA, 813 nt
Organism: Nanorana parkeri
Lineage: Eukaryota; Metazoa; Chordata; Amphibia; Anura; Dicroglossidae
Gene: TXN2
Product: thioredoxin 2
Exons: 4
Coding region: 88-615 (175 amino acids)
Cellular component (GO): cytoplasm
Molecular function (GO): oxidoreductase activity, acting on a sulfur group of donors, disulfide as acceptor; protein-disulfide reductase activity
Source: RefSeq, a predicted model, not a curated record